CGAGGUCAAAAUGGCGGAUUACUGCAUGUGAAAGGGUCGUAACCGGAGCCGGCUUCAUGACUCGAGAACAUGUAUAAAACUCCAUGUAGCAGACUGUCAGGUUUUGUCAGUGUAUGUGUGAAACAGAAGUUGGCUCAAAUUGCUCCUCGAUGUAACCAGACUGCUAACUGCCUCAUUCAGCUGCACAGAAGAGAUCCCUCAAACUGGCUGACAUAUCAGCAUGUCAUCUUCCUUAAGCGACAGUAUAUUGCCAAGAACAACAGUGAACUUCAUCAGCGUGCCAUCCCUAAACAGACACAUGACGUGACCAUUGUGGAUGAGAGAGAUGACAGCAUUGAGAGGCCAGUGGAGAGAAUACCAACAAUAAAUGAUGUGGUCACGAGCACUGUUCCACGUCCAGAGGACAUUGCUGAUAAGGCACAGCCUGAAAUCUCCAACUUGAAGCCUACAAUGGAAGAUGUAGCAGUGCAGAAAGGUUCUGCAUCCCAUAUAGUCACAAGUCCACAUGAAACUCCACAUGUCCAAGUAGAAACGGAGGAAGCAAGGCAGGCCCGUCUGGACAGACAGUGGAAAGAGCUGAAAGUUAAUGUGGCUGAUUUACCGGAUAUCUAUGCCAGACUUGCAAAGAUCAAACUUACAGCUCUGGUGGUUACAACAGCAGCAGCUGGCUUUGCAAUGGCUCCGGUGCCGUUUGACCCCAUCCUCUUUUUCGUUUCUUGUCUGGGAACAGGCCUCGCAUCUUGUACUGCCAAUUCCAUCAACCAGUACUUUGAGGUGCCCUUCGACUCCAACAUGAACCGUACGAAGAACCGUCCGCUCGUCAGAGGACAGAUCAGCCCCCUUCAUGCAGUGUCAUUUGCUCUGGCCUGUGGCAUUCCUGGAGUCGCCCUCCUCACAUUGGCAGUAAACCCUCUGACAGGCUUCUUGGGUUUCCUCAACAUUUUCCUGUACACCUGCUGUUACACACCACUCAAGAGACUCAGCAUCACCAACACCUGGGUGGGAGCAGUGGUGGGAGCAAUACCUCCUGUGAUGGGCUGGACCGCUGCCACAGGCUGUCUGGAUCCAGGUGCUUUGUUGCUGGGCGGUUUCCUGUACAGCUGGCAGUUCCCCCACUUCAACGCUCUCAGCUGGAACUUAAGGGAGGACUACUCCCGCGGUGGCUAUCGCAUGAUGUCUGUCACCCACCCUGCCAUGUGCAAGCGGGUGGCGCUGCGCCACAGCUUGGGUCUGAUCGGGCUCUCGACCUUAGCACCCGUUCUAGAUGUCACCACAUGGACCUUCCCCAUCAUCUCCUUACCCAUUAACCUGUACAUCAGCUACCUGGCCAUCCGCUUCUAUCGCAAGGGAGACCGCAACAACGCUCGGAAGCUCUUCUUCUGCAGCCUCUGGCACCUGCCCAUGCUGCUGCUGCUGGCGCUCACCUGCAAGAAGUCCUACAGAAAUCAGGAAGAUUCAGCACCUUUACCCCUCACACUGCCAGCUAAUUAGCAUCAUCACUGCCCCGACACCUUAAAAAACAAAACUGGGACCCUUAUUUCAACCACAAUACUCCUUCAGUGUCUUUGCGUGUCAUUGACAUGAUGUUUGGCCCAAUUUUAAUUCCAGGAAAUGAGCUGGAAAAGUUUCAGAAAACACACAGACUUCUUAAAUCAGGUUGUAAUCAUUUAAUUGUGUGUGUACUGUAAAUAUUCUGUAUUUAUUUAUAAAUGGUCUCACCAGUUCCUCUCCAUGAUGUACAUGACUGAUGUUAGAUAACGUUGUACUGUGUAAAUCGCUCUUACAGAUCCACAGAGGCCUUGGUGUCUGUUUGCUUAACAAAUGCAGAUCGUUUAAUCACUUUGUUUGAUUUUAAAUGAGUAGAAAAUUGAGACAACUUUUACUUGAUCCUCAUUACUUGACGGUUUAUAAGCCUCAUUGCGUUUUGCUUCUUAGCAAAAGCACAGGACAUGAUGCUUUAAUUCGGCAUGCACCAAACAGUCUUCCCCUUGUGAGAUACAAGGGCAAACAUUCUCCAUCAAUAAACAUUUCAUGAUUAUAA
Melanotaenia boesemani (Boeseman's rainbowfish) is the source of this 2041-nucleotide messenger RNA. It is a transcript of the gene cox10, whose product is annotated as protoheme IX farnesyltransferase, mitochondrial. NCBI's taxonomy places the organism in Eukaryota, Metazoa, Chordata, Actinopteri, Atheriniformes, Melanotaeniidae. The record is from RefSeq and is a predicted model, not a curated record. Gene Ontology annotation, biological process: heme biosynthetic process. Gene Ontology annotation, cellular component: mitochondrion; membrane. The coding region runs from base 70 to 1491 and encodes 473 amino acids. The transcript has 7 exons. Gene Ontology annotation, molecular function: protoheme IX farnesyltransferase activity.